Messenger RNA from Sesamum indicum (sesame), 3042 nucleotides. Its product is annotated as pentatricopeptide repeat-containing protein At1g71490. Lineage: Eukaryota; Viridiplantae; Streptophyta; Magnoliopsida; Lamiales; Pedaliaceae. The record is from RefSeq and is a predicted model, not a curated record. Gene Ontology annotation, biological process: RNA modification. Gene Ontology annotation, molecular function: protein binding; RNA binding.
UAAACCCCCAUUUCAAUAAACUUCAAGCUCGAGACUUUUCCUCGUUUUCCCACCCAUCUCUCUCUCUCUCUCUCUGGUUGUCCUUCUUGCGCAAGGUUUCUAAUAAUUAUUGUGUACAGUGUUUGUGGUGUGUGGCAAAUGUAGGUGCAGUCAUGCAGGUAGUAUCAUGCAUUUGCUCUGUCAAAAUGCACAAUAGGUCCAUUACAAACCUUGCAUGCGUUCACUAUUUCAUAAGCUGCCAAGAGACAUUUGCUUUUAUCAAAUUGAAAAAUGCAUUCCUAUGGAAUGGAGACAAAGCAUCAAACAAGCAUUGGAUACCCAAGCACAAAGCAAGCCACAAUCCAAUUUUGAUCAUAAAACUAUUAUUGGACUUCAUGUGAAAACUGAUAAUUAUAUGAUGGAUUGUCUUCUCACAACUUUGAAAGAUUUUGCCAGCCAAGGUUAUUUGUCCAAAGCCUUCAAGAUCUUUUCUCAUAUUCAAGGUCAUUCCUUAGCAUCUGGUUCUUGGGAUUUUAUUGUAGACUCGUUGUCCUCGCUGUUGUUUUCUUGUAUAAACUUCAAGUUGGUUUCAGAGGGCAAACAGCUUCAUGCCCAAGUUAUCACCUGGGGUCUUGAGAAGAACCACGCACUGGUCCCAAAACUAGUAUCUUUAUAUGCGGCAUUUGGUCUUCUGGAUGAUGCUCAUCGUGUAGUUACAGGUUCACACAUUCUGCAUCCUUUGCCCUGGAAUAUCCUUAUCUCAUCAUAUGUAAAUAAGGGGCAUUUUGAGGAAGCUAUCUUUGCCUAUGAGCAAAUGGGUCUUAGACGAAUAAGACCAGAUCAUUGCACUUACCCAUGUGUUCUUAAGGCUUGUGCUGAGCAAUCAAAUCUUGAUUUUGGGAAAGAGGUUCAUAGGUCUAUCAAUGCUAGCUCUCUAAAGUGGAACCUAUUUGUGCAGAAUGCAUUGGUCUCUAUGUAUGGGAAGUGUGGGGAUCUACAAACUGCUCGAAGUGUUUUUGACAAAAUGCCUGUUAAGGAUGAAGUUUCAUGGAACUCAAUAAUUUCGGGAUAUGCCUCCAGGGGUAGGUGGGAAGAGGCUUUUGAGCUUUUCGAAAAAAUGCAAGCAGCUGGUGUGGAGUUGAACAUUAUAACUUGGAACACUGUUGCUGGAGGUUGCUUGAGGACUGGCAACUUCAAGGGGGCUCUCCAAUUGAUCUGUCAGAUGAGAAUGAGUGGUCAUCAUCUAGAUCCUGUUGCAGUGAUUAUUGGCCUUGGUGCUUGCUCUCAUAUUUGUGCAUUGAAAUUGGGGAAAGAAAUUCAUGGAUUGGCAAUUCGCAAUUCUUAUACUGACUAUGAUAAUGUAAAAAAUGCCUUAAUUACCUUGUAUUGUCGGUGUGGAGAUCUUAUGCAUGCCUAUGUUGUAUUCACGUUGAUAGAAGCUAAAAACAUAAUUAGCUGGAACUCCAUCAUAUCUGGUUUUGCGCAAUGGGAUCGGUCUGAAGAAGCCACGUCUCUCUUCAGAGAACUGCUGCUUACUGACAUUGAACCAAAUUAUGUGACACUUGCGGGCAUUCUUCCUCUUUGUGCUCGGGUGGCAAACCUGCAACAUGGGAAACAGUUCCACUGCUAUAUUGCCAGACGUGAAGAAUUUCACGGUUACCUGCUCAUUUGGAAUGCUCUUAUUGAAAUUUAUGCAAGAUCAGGUAAAGUUUCAGUUGCUAGAAGAUUGUUUGAUUCGCUGGACAAAAGAGAUGCAGUGACUUACACUUCAAUAAUAGCUGGAUAUGGCAUGCACGGAGAUGGUAAAAUAGCUAUAAAACUAUUUGAAGAAAUGAUAAGAUCCCAAAUAAAACCAGAUCACUUGGUAAUGGUUGCUAUUUUGUCAGCUUGUAGUCAUUCAGGUCUUGUAGCUCAAGGGCAGUUACUCUUUGAGAGGAUGCAAAGCAUUUAUGGGAUAACUCCUAAUUUGGAGCACUUUGCUUGCAUGGUUGAUCUCUUUGGGAGGGCUGGCCUGCUGAAAAAAGCUAAAGAAAUUAUCUUAAGGAUGCCUUAUAAGCCAACUUCCAAAAUGUGGGCAACGCUUCUUGGAGCAUGUCGGAUCCAUGGAAAUACAGAUAUAGGGGAAUGGGCAGCUGAGAAGCUGCUGGAAAUGAAGCCACAAAAUUCUGGGCACUAUGUGUUGAUUGCAAACAUGUAUGCUGCUGCUGGUUGUUGGAGCAAACUAGCGAAAGUAAGGACUGUUAUGAGGGACUUGGGUGUGAGGAAGGAUCCUGGAUGUGCUUGGGUUGAUAUGGGUGCUGGAUUUUCUCGCUUCUUGGUUGAGGACACUUCUAAAGGGCAAACAGAUGAAAUUUAUCUUUUGUUGGGGGGGUUGACUAAACAAAUGAAAGCUACUGAUUCUGUAGCUUCUGAAGCAGAGGAAGAAAAUUUUCUUGGAUCUCUUGCGUGAAGACAACAUUUGGAGCCAAAUAUGUCAAUUUCAUUGUGACUCUCGAAUUGGCCAUAAGAGACUACUUGCUUAUGAUCCAAUUCAACUAAUGAUAAUUAUGUUUUCAAACCACCGCAGUGCCCCUUUUCAUUUCCAUCUGGAUGCAGAUGGAGGAAACCAUUGAUGAAAAUUUCAAAAAGGCAGACUAAGAGCUCUUUUUUAUUUUUAUCAGAUAUGGGUUGAAUCCACCAGUUUACCUUCAACGAAGAAGACGGCCACAGACAUGAUCAAAUAUAUCUUCACAAACCUUAAACUCGACAAGCGUAAUCGCGUACAUUUGAGGUUCACUGCUCGUGUUGCUCGAUUUACACAAGAUCUUACUGACAGAUUUCAUUCACUCGUGCAACAGAAAUUCUUGUUUCUCAUCAACACAUUUCUAUUAAAUCCUUUCAUUACCAUCACCGGGAAGAUGACAAAAGUAGAGCCUGAUUAUUGUGGUUGAUGGACUUCAUUGACAUUUCCACUCUAAUUGCGAGGGAAACUCAGCAUUGCGCACAGCACCAAAAAUUCUGACUUGGGGUGGACUGGAAAAAAAUUACAUAAAAUUUAAUUAAUAUAUUUCUCUUUAUUCCAAC